Scomber japonicus (chub mackerel) is the source of this 4054-nucleotide messenger RNA. It is a transcript of the gene mtdha, whose product is annotated as metadherin a. Gene Ontology annotation, cellular component: nucleus. NCBI's taxonomy places the organism in Eukaryota, Metazoa, Chordata, Actinopteri, Scombriformes, Scombridae. Gene Ontology annotation, biological process: positive regulation of canonical NF-kappaB signal transduction; negative regulation of apoptotic process; positive regulation of angiogenesis. The coding region runs from base 34 to 1494 and encodes 486 amino acids. Gene Ontology annotation, molecular function: transcription coregulator activity. The record is from RefSeq and is a predicted model, not a curated record. The transcript is spliced from 11 exons.
GCUAGCUAGUUUGUUUCCUAGCUGUUUGCAAACAUGGCUGGAGACCUGCGAGGCUUUGCGCUGGAGAAAGCCGAGCUGCUUUCCAGUCGUCUGAAAGAGCUCCUGUCCUCUGGAGAAGAGUAUGUCCGGGCUCAGUUUGGGGUGGAUUUGGGUCUGAAGCCGGAGCUGUACCCGACCUGGGUCAUCCUGCUGAGCACGGCCGUGGUGGGGCUGCUGCUGGCGGCCAUCUGCGGAGCUCUGCUGGCCGGGAAGAAGCGCGGAGGCUCCGGCAGCAGAGGAGGCAGUGAGCACGAAAAGGCCCAUGCAACCAAAACUGCCAAACCAGAAGAACAAAAGAAGAGGAGCAGAAAGAAAACCCAGGAAAAGAAGACUCAAUCCAAUGGACAACCAGUGACCGUGGCUCAAGAGGAAGUUAAAGUCACUGAGGUGGUUUCCAAAUUGUCCCCCCAGAUCAAAACUGAGAAGGUGCGCGAGGUACAGUCACCGGUGCAGGUGAAAAAGAACAAGAAGAAAACCAAGACAGAUUUGAAACCGGCCCAGAGUGUGUCUACCAACAAUGGGAAGGAACCUGAUGAUGGUGCAUGGGAGACUAAAGUCAGUAACCGGGAGAGGAAGCAGCAGCGCAGGAAGGACAAGGGCCCUGAGGACUCCGGUAGCCCAGGAAGUGUGGAGACCCCCAAGACCCGUGGGGAGUCACCUGCAGCCACAGUGCCCACCAAUACUAAGAAGAACAGAGGAAGCCAUGAGUCCCUGCAUUCAAGAUCAGCUGGUAAAGUGGACUCCCAGCCCCCCAGCAGGAGAGAGGAGCCUUCAGUCAACGGUGGACGGUGGACCGACAUUUCCUUGAAGAUACCCGGUCAGAUGGGGACUAUGGAGGGGACUAAGUGGAGUGCCAUCCACACAAAUACACAUUACAGGACCCAACCUGAACCCCAGUCCUGGGGACAGGAGACUCAAGCAGCAUGGAGUGGCAUCAAUGGCAGAAGUAAGACUGAAAUCAACCCUGCGUCGUUCUCCAUGCUGGGACUAAACACCACAGAUUCAGUAUCAAAUUCAGUUGGGCUUCAGUGGACGAGACACCCAGAAGUUGAUGAUGAAUGGUCUGGAUUCAAUGGGGUUUCAGCAGUGGACCCCAGCUCCGACUGGAAUGCCCCAUCGGAGCACUGGGGAAACUAUGAAGAGCCUCCCAUGUUGGCGACACCAGCCCCUGCCCUGAAGGAGCAGCCCGCCCCCAGCAAGGUAUCAGAGGAUGAGAAGGACACAGAGGAUCCUGCCGGGGGGGCAGCCAAAUCCAAGAAGAGGAGAAGAAAGAAAAAGAAAACAGAAGAAGAGGCUGCAUCUGAGGCUCUGACGGCGAGCACCGUGCCCCAAGAGCUUCCUGCACCAGCCUCCAAAAAGCAGAAUCCCAGCAUAUCCUCCUCUCAGAAGAAGUCUGAGCAGGUUGUGGAGCCUCCGAAGCCGUCCCAAAAGAAAAAGGUCCGAAGGGAAACAUGAAGUCACAUCACAGGUCUACACAAAACUUAUGCAAAUGAUUGUUAAAAGUGUCACAUGCAAUAAUUACCAGGUACAGUUUAGUUCUGAGAUACGUUAACAGUUUAUCAGUUACCGGAAGAAAAAAGAAAAAGAAAACAAGCAGCGGAUAUCAACCUGCUUGACUAAAUAAAACAAUGAAAUGUGGUCCUAUGGACUUAAAUCUUACCUAAUUUGCACUAUUUGCUACACUGCAAACAAGAGUGGAGUUUCAGGAGAGCAGUGGAGGUACAUGUUUAUGUUCAUAUUUUAAAUGGCAUCAAAAGGGUUUUUUUCCCUCCAAGAGUUGUUUUUUUCAUCAAUUUUAACCCAAAAAAAGAAAACGGGUUUUAUUCAUUUUUAUUUUUUGCUAUAAGAAAAUUUUAAUUUCCAAGAAAAAUGCAUAUUUUUGCUGCCCCAGAAUGUUGCACUUUGUUUUGUUUACAAUGCUGCCGGCCGUCCUGAUAUGAAUUACUGAAAUGUGUAAGAGCACGCUGCAUAUGAGUGCUGGUCUCAGAUCAGUUCACACAACACUCACAUACCAUAUGUACACUCAAGGCUGUGAAAUGAUGGUCAUAGAGCAACUGUAAUGUAAAAAAUGAGGGGAAAAAUCUAAAAUCCUGGUUUUGUGCAAAAAUGUACUCUGAAGUCUUUUUUCUUCCCUCUUUGUGUUUCCCCGCUGAGCUGUGGCGGAAGAAUACAUCCCAAUAGUCACAUGUAGAUUUGUUGCUGGGACAAAACAUCUGCGAUAACCUACAUGUGACUGUCAAGACAAAUAUGUCAGACUUCCGAGGCCUCGUUUCAGUUUCAGUUGAACUUCAAAAUCCGUUUUUGCUUGACACAGUGACUUUAUAUCUUUUUAUAUUUGUGCCACAUUUCUUCCGGUGUAGUCGCUCUGUGAAGAUAUCAUCGCACAGCCUCGAUGGACAAACUGUUCUUAUGACAUAUGAGUGUAAAAUAGACUCAAACUUAACAGUACAAACACUCAACAUCAAACAUUUACUUCCUGUUGGCCCCUUUAUGAGGAAUGACAGCUGUGGUUAGACUGAAGUACGUGUCAAUAACAGUGAUGACAAGGUUCCACCACAGAGAACAAGGUGUCCUCCUUACAACCUUUACUGCUGUGAAAUCCACCUUCCUGCUUUCUAUCUAUACGAUCACAUGCUCCAAACAUUCAUAGUUUUGCCAACAUAUUGAUCCUCUUGAGUUUCAGAGCUUAUUUAGCCAUAUUUUGUUGAAACUGUGACAAUAGAAACUUUGGGUUUACAGAUGAACAGCAGAAAAGUUUAUUUUGGAUGAGAUGAAUUUUUUUUCACAGCUACAUUUGGAUUUUAGACAUAAAAAAUCCUGAUCCUGGACUCACACUGGGGGCUGUUGAUAUGUUACGUAGGGAGCGCAGUAACAGAGUUGGACCACCAGGAGGUGCUGUAAUGUGAAGUUAAGCAGCAGUGGGAAUGCAGUAGCACAUUUUAAGUAUUGCCCCCUUGACUUUUAUCUGUCUGAGUAUGUUUCUUCUUGUCAGACUAGACUGUGCAUUGAUUUUUCUAGAGACAUUUAUGGUUCCUUCUGCACUCUACAUGAUUUAAAAAAAAAACCUUUUCUCUCUUUUUUUCUUGUGCUAGAAAAAGCCAUGCCAUUAUGUACAGAUUGUAAGGGCUUUUUUCCAGUUCUGUGAUUGCACUGUGCAAAAGGCUGUAUUGAGUUCCUUUUUUUUGAUGUAGAUGAAUUGUUUUUUCUACCUUUUUGCUGAAUGUUAAACGUGUACCUUUUGGUUUGUGACUGACUUCCAGGAUUUAUGAUGGAGGAAAAAAAAGUUGUUUUGGACAUAAAUUGAGAUUGAAGACAUACAUAGAGACAGAUAUUUGAGCAGCUUUAAAUUCCACGUCCGUUGGUUUUUGAACAACACAUACACACACACACACACACACAUAGUAUAAUACAACAGGAAUUUAAUUGACUCAAAGUUUUUACAAUUAAUUCCAUUGCCUUAACCUGUAGUUGUAUAGACAGUGCAUUUGCGAACCUUUUUUAUAGUUUUCAUCUAAUUGCAAGUUUUGAUGUCAGAAUUAAUUUCAUCUUGCAUGACUUUGAUAAUAGUACUUUGUGUACAUGAAAUUAAAACGAGCGAUCUCUUGCUUUAACUGUUAGUACUUGGUCCUGGAGUACCACUCAAUGUAUAUAUACUGUGAUCGGAGACAUAUUGCAGUUUUUCUGUGGGGCAGCCGAUUGAGUGGAGACAAAUAGGACUGUUGUUGGUCGGCUAAUGAGCCUUAUUAAUGCAUCACGGUGUUGAUCAGCUGGUGAUGGUACAUAGUUGUUGGUAGACCUGAUAGAUCAUAAAGAACAAAAAUGAAAUGUUGCUGUUGCAGCAGACGCCUUUUUUUUCCUCAUUUGAUUUUUACUGAUGAUUUAAGAUGAUUUCAAUCAAUGUAUUUAUAUACUGUGUCACUAGGAAAUGGUUUUGUGAAUGAUUUUCUUUAUUGGGGAGAUUCAAAUGAUAUUUCUAUGUUGAAAAUGAAAAAUAAAUAAGAAAUGCUUGAUAUCA